UCGGUGCCCUUGUUAUAUGCGCUUUGUCCAUGACGUCAAAUGCAAAUGUAGUUCCAUUGGCGGCUGUACGUUUUUCUCCACUUUUGUAUUCCGCUGUCGCUUAUGGACCUGGCAUUGUUCCUGUUAAUGCUCCUUCCGCUUUACCAUCUGGAACUCAUAUCUACAAUGCUCCUCUAAUUGUGCCAGUUGGUUUGAAGACUGAAGCAACCUACACCGCAAAGACUCUUGGUUCUGAACAUGUGGCAUCACUUCCAGGACACUUAAACUCAGCUUCUUCAAUCAACUUGGAACAAGCACCAGGAUCCAAGGAUUCAAGCUCCCUUCCAUCAUCAGUAGCCAUCCAUGGAUCACCAAUUCCAGCAGCACUUCCUCUUAGCAUUUCUCCACUUUUUAUUCAAGCACCACUUCUUGUACCAACAGAAGCUAAAUAUGUUGCCAAGAAUCUUGGAGUUGAGCAUGUGGCUCCACUUCCAGGUCACACUGUUUCAGCUACUUCCUUGAACUUGCAACCAGCUCCAGGAUCAAAAUAAUUUUAUUAAAAAAUAUCAAAAGAAGACUUACAAUUUUCAAUAAAGACAAGA
Messenger RNA from Episyrphus balteatus (marmalade hoverfly), 581 nucleotides. RefSeq lists its product as uncharacterized. The record is from RefSeq and is a predicted model, not a curated record. NCBI's taxonomy places the organism in Eukaryota, Metazoa, Arthropoda, Insecta, Diptera, Syrphidae. Bases 30 to 530 code for a protein of 166 amino acids. The transcript has a single exon.